Molecule: messenger RNA, 1236 nt
Organism: Pyrus x bretschneideri (Chinese white pear)
Lineage: Eukaryota; Viridiplantae; Streptophyta; Magnoliopsida; Rosales; Rosaceae
Product: binding partner of ACD11 1
Exons: 5
Coding region: 168-1007 (279 amino acids)
Molecular function (GO): RNA binding
Source: RefSeq, a predicted model, not a curated record
AUUCCUUCGCUCUUAUCCAAAAAUUGCUCGAAUUUCUUUCUCUUUGAACACGAAGAAGAGUUCGUUACAAGUCUCUCAGAUUCUCCGGCAACUCUCCGGUCCUCCUCCGCCUCCGUCGCCGUUGAUCUUCACCAUUUCACCUCGAUCUCCUUCAGCAGCGCUUAGUCAUGUCGGUAACAACCAUCAAGGUCAGCAAUCUUUCGUUGGGUGCAAGUGAGAGAGACAUAAAGGAGUUCUUUUCUUUUUCUGGUGAUAUUGCUUAUGUUGAAAUGAUGAGUGAUACUGAGCGGUCCCAAAUUGCAUAUGUUACCUUCAAGGAUGUACAAGGAGCUGAGACUGCAGUUCUCCUUUCGGGAGCUACAAUAGUGGAUAUGUCUGUCAGCAUAACUCUGGCUUCAGAUUAUGAGUUGCCACCUGAUGCUAUAACACCAAAUGUAACAGAGAAUAAAACUCCUGGUGGGGGUGAAUCUGCAUUCCGCAAGGCAGAGGAUGUUGUUAGUGGCAUGCUUGCUAAGGGCUUUCUCUUAGGCAAAGAUGCAGUCAACAAGGCAAAGGGCUUUGAUGAGAAACACCAGUUGACCUCAACGGCUUCAGAAAAAGUUGCGUCUUUUGACCAAAAGAUUGGUUUCAGCGAGAAAAUAAGUGCUGGUACUUCUGCGGUCAGUGGCAAAGUUCGUGAAGUGGAUCAGAAAUUUCAGGUCUCAGAGAAAACCAAAUCAGCUUUUGCAGCUGCUGAGCAGACAGUCAGUAGCGCUGGAUCUGCUAUAAUGAAGAACCGGUAUGUGUUUACCAGCGCUGCAUGGGUUACAGGUGCUUUUAAUAAGGUUGCAAAAGCAGCUGAAGAGGUUGGUCAGAAAACACAAGAGAAAGUUGGAAUGGUUGAAGAAGAGAAACAUAGAAAAAUAGAGGACGACUAUGCUCAAGUUCUAUCGGAUUCUCCUAAAGCUUCUGCAGCAACCCAGCACGAUCCCUCCAAGCCUGAACCUGUUAAAGGUUUGAUCCUUUGAGUUUCGAGUUCUGUAAAUACAGUUGGAACUGUUGGAUGCCCUUCUCAUUUGAUUUCUUGCUUUGUUCUAGCAUGAGAUUGUGACUUUGUGAGAAGUAGUGCCCCACCACCAUGAUACCAUUUAUUUUUUUUGUUUUUUUUUUUUUGCCCUUUUAGGUAUUUUGCGGCCGAGAUAUUUUUACUGCUACACACACUAUCUAUUAUACUAUUAUUUUGUAUUAUCUCUCUAA